AUGUUUUUAAAAGCCGGACCGGACGGGUCGGUCCAAUCGGUUCAACAGCGACCCAGAAGGUUUCUGGAAGCAGCGGCUGAGACGGCCGUCUUCUGGGACGUUGACAGUUGCCCGAACCCUAGUGAUGAUGAUAUUCUGGAUUAUAGUUUGAUUGACUGUAAUAUCAUAUCAGCUCUUCAGGAUCAUGGUUAUCUUGGUGAUGUAACAAUCAGGGCUUUUAGUGAGAGUAACAUUAUCCGCGAUGAGUUAUUCGGCACUACCGGUAUCACGUUAGUACCCACAGAUGAGGGUAAUAGAGCUGAACAGAUUAUGCAUGACAUGUGUUUGUGGAUAACGGGUCACCACCGUAAACAACGAGCAAAUUUGAUGAUUAUCUCAGGAGCCAUCUCGAAUGACUUGCCGAGAUUCGUAGAGCGUAUAGCCCUAUUGAGAUCGAUAGGUUUCAAUGUUAUCAUAGCUCAGCCUGAAAUACCAUCAGAAGCCCUACUUUCUUACGUAAGUGAUGUAUGGCUUUGGGAAACCCUAGCGGCUGGAGGACCCUCUUACAACCAAACCGGAAGCUCACAAGAUGACACGGUCGUCUUCUGGGACGUGGAGGAAUGCCCGGUCGCUGAUGAUACCAGACUUAGUGUCGUUUAUGACAACAUCAUAUCAGCUCUUGAGAAUAUGGGUUAUCAUGGUCGCGUGUCAGUCACGGUUUAUUGUCCGGGAGACAAGUUGAAGCACUUUGCACCUUUCACAACCCAUGUUAUAGGAGAUCAAGGCUCUAGAGCUGAUGUGAUUUUCCGUGACGUUCUUGACUUGGCAUCGAGGAGAAGUGAAGCAUCGAAUGUGAUGAUAAUCUCGAGGGGCAUCUCAGAAGACUCCGUGUACGCCAAGGGUCUUCACCUUUUGAGGUCGCUAAAUUACAAGGUUCUCCUAGCUAGCCCUCAAAGCCCAUCCGGAGAGGUACUUGAAACCGUUGUGGCUGCACGAUGGCUCUGGGAAAGCUUGUCAGCUGGAGGACCCCCCAUGGACCAAACCGGAAGCUCACAAGUUGUCCCUCAACGUGUUAGCUCAAUCGUUGUCUCACAAACUAGUGCCAGUAAGCAACGUGUUGAUAAUUCCUUUUUGUUUGCAGCGGCCGUCUUCUGGGACGUAGAGGAUUGCCCGGUCGCUUUAGGUCUCAGUCCUAGUUUGAUUUGUGAUAAUAUCAGAUCAGUUCUUGAGAGUAAGGAUUUUGGUUAUCCUGGUACCGUGUCAUUCACGGCUUAUGGUGAGAGGAACAAGCUCCCGGAUGACUUUACCUCCGCCGGAAUCACCUUCAUACCCGCAGGAGAUAGAGAGGCUAGGGCUACUCGGAUUUUUGAGGAUCUUUUCACGUGGGCAAAAACCCGUCGUGAACCAUCGAAUUUCUUGAUAAUCUCCAGGGACAUCACACAAGACUCUGCAUACGCCAUAGCUUUUCAAAAUUUGUGGUUACGACGUAAAAAUUUACUCCUAGCUCAGCCUAGCUCAUCCGGAGAGGAUUUGGGAACUGUGGCUGCACAAUGGCUUUGGGAGAGCCUAUCAUCCGGAGGACCCCCUCUCACCCAUAGCGCCCCCUAUGGACGACGGUGGCCCCCCCUAUGGAACAUCACUAGUCAAGCUAAUAGACGAGACUAG
Microthlaspi erraticum is the source of this 1644-nucleotide messenger RNA. NCBI's taxonomy places the organism in Eukaryota, Viridiplantae, Streptophyta, Magnoliopsida, Brassicales, Brassicaceae. The record is from the annotation of a GenBank genome assembly.